CACAUGAGAGCGGAAUCAAAAGUGGAAACCACAGAAGUGUGACGUCACGGAGGAGAAAAGGCUAAAUAGAGCGAGAUGAGGAAACUCAGCAGAGAGAGAUGGAGGUGAAGCUACAGCGCUGUGUUCUUCUGCUCCUCAUUCAGGGUUCAGUUGCUGCCUUCCAGCGUCAGACCGUAUGGAAGGGGCAGACGGUGACUUUCAGCUGCCCUGGAACAAAGGUGGAUGGCAGCACCCUGGAGUGGACAGACCCACGUGGAGUCAAAAUGUUUGAUCACUCUCAUGCUCUGACCAACCCGCGCUACACCAUCAUUGAACGCUCCAAGAACAAGUUUGCGUUCACUAUAUCCGACGUCAACUUCAAAGAUGGAGGAAACUACACCUGCUCUCGGCACAGCAGUUGUCUGAAGCGGAAGGUGGUGGAGGUGGUAGUGUUAGGUAAACCAAAAAUGAGAAUCACAAGGGUUGGAGGAAAGACUUAUGUUCACUGCAGUGCUGAAGGAAGUCACCAGCCACCUCACAUCUCCUGGAAGUUUAAUAGUGGACCUGAGUUCUCUGGGAGCCAUCAGGUCACCCGCCGAGGUAAAAAGUACGUCUCCACUGACGUUUUACGUGUGAAAGCAACUAAUCGGGCAUCGGAGUUGAGAUGUUUCGCGCAACAUCCAUCACUGCCGUCACAGACUGUGAUGGAUUCUGUCACGGUCGUCCGAAAACCAUCCAAGGCCGCUGCCAGAUCUCAGACGAGAACCACAUCCGAUGCAACAACAGCAAAAAUGGACAGCACAGCAACAGAGUUGACCUCACUGCCUCCUGAAGUUUCCUCAAACUCUCCACCACUCUCCACCACUCAUGACUUUCCAACCACAAGUCUUAACGCCAACUAUCCUGUGGAAACUUUCACCUCAUUCUUGUUUUCGACUCGGCCAGCCUUUGCUUCGACUCUGCCGGUCACUGAAAACAACAGCACUGGAGCAAACGCCACAGAUGAAACAUUUGUCUCUGAAACCACGCAUGGAAUCAUGUCGAAUGUCACUGGGCAGGCGAAUGACACAGACAGUCAUAAUAACCAGCAGAAGUACGUGGAAGCCUCGAAUAAUUCAUCUCUAUUGAUCUUUCUGGUGACGUGCCUUAUUCUGGCUCUACUUGUGACCGUCAUCUUUAUUGCUGUCAAGCUGAGGAGAGCCCAUAUUACAUGGAAGAAAGACAAUGAAGUGUCCGACCCAUCAGAGGAAAGCAGUAAAUCAAAGACCAGCCAGGAGGAGAAGAACUCACAAAAUAUCAGACAAAAAGGGCCCUACAACACACCCUUCACUCUGUACCGAGUGGAGAGUCCAUCUGCUCCGGCCGAAACUGAAAUGACAGAAACAGAAGAAGAGGAUCAAGCUGUGACAAACACUCCUCCUUCAACCAAAGCUGAUGUCAAGGAGACAGAACUGUAACCAUCAAACACAGACAGCUUCACUCUCA
Messenger RNA from Synchiropus splendidus (mandarinfish), 1464 nucleotides. Its product is annotated as cytotoxic and regulatory T-cell molecule. Gene Ontology annotation, cellular component: plasma membrane. The record is from RefSeq and is a predicted model, not a curated record. Gene Ontology annotation, molecular function: signaling receptor binding. The transcript has 11 exons. Bases 99 to 1436 code for a protein of 445 amino acids. Gene Ontology annotation, biological process: cell recognition; positive regulation of natural killer cell mediated cytotoxicity directed against tumor cell target; detection of tumor cell. NCBI's taxonomy places the organism in Eukaryota, Metazoa, Chordata, Actinopteri, Syngnathiformes, Callionymidae.